Molecule: messenger RNA, 2747 nt
Organism: Acanthaster planci (crown-of-thorns starfish)
Lineage: Eukaryota; Metazoa; Echinodermata; Asteroidea; Valvatida; Acanthasteridae
Gene: ahcy
Product: adenosylhomocysteinase
Biological process (GO): L-methionine cycle
Cellular component (GO): cytosol
Molecular function (GO): adenosylhomocysteinase activity
Source: RefSeq, a predicted model, not a curated record
UCUUUGAUAACUAGUCACCGUUGUGUGCGGAUCGUGGAAGGGGCUUCUCGGUACUUUGAGUUUCUGAGCAAAAUGGCAGCCAACGGCGGAAAGCUACCGUACAAAGUUGCUGACAUCAGCUUGGCAGGCUUCGGUCGUAAGGAGAUUGUCCUUGCCGAGCAUGAGAUGCCAGGAUUGAUGGAGAUGAGAAGGAAAUAUGGACCUACCAAGCCGCUGAAAGGAGCUCGCAUUGCUGGCUGCUUGCACAUGACCAUCCAGACGGCCGUGCUCAUCGAGACCCUGCAGGAGCUCGGAGCAGAGGUACAAUGGUCAAGCUGUAACAUCUUCUCAACCCAGGACCAUGCAGCCGCCGCUAUGGCCAAAUCCGGUGUUCCGGUGUAUGCGUGGAAGGGCGAGACUGACGAGGAAUACGUCUGGUGUAUUGAGCAAACUCUGGUCUUUCCUGACGGGCAGCCACUCAACAUGAUCCUUGACGAUGGUGGGGAUCUGACCAACUUGGUCCACGAGAAAUACCCACAGUUCUUGGCUGAUAUCAAGGGCUUGUCUGAGGAGACCACCACUGGUGUCCAUAACCUGUAUAAGAUGAUGAAGGAAGGCAAACUCAAAGUACCAGCUAUCAACGUUAACGAUUCAGUGACAAAGAGCAAAUUUGACAACCUGUAUGGCUGCCGUGAGUCUCUCGUGGAUGGCAUCAAGAGAGCCACAGACAUCAUGCUUGCCGGCAAAGUGUGCGUAGUGGCUGGGUACGGUGAUGUCGGCAAAGGGAGUGCCCAGUCGCUCAGGGCGUUUGGUGCUCGGGUCUUGAUCACUGAGAUUGAUCCCAUCAUUGCCCUGCAGGCAGCUAUGGAAGGCUAUGAAGUCACCACCAUGGAGGAUGCUUGUGCAAGGGCCAACAUCUUCGUCACGGCAACGGGCUGUGCAAACAUCAUCACCAAAGAGCACUUCCUGAAGAUGAAGGAGAAUGCCAUCAUCUGCAACAUCGGUCACUUUGACUGUGAGCUGGACCUCAAGUGGCUGGAGGAUAAUGCUACCAAAGAGAACAUCAAGCCCCAGGUUGACCGCUUCACUCUAUCCAACGGCCAUCAUCUGAUUGUCCUGGCCGAAGGCCGUCUAGUCAACCUUGGCUGCGCCAUGGGCCAUCCCAGCUUCGUCAUGUCCAACUCGUUCACCAACCAGGUGUUGGCUCAGAUUGAGCUGUGGGCCAAGACUGACCAGUACCCCUUGGGGGUCUACAUGUUGCCCAAGAAGCUGGAUGAGGAGGUAGCUCGUCUUCACCUGGAUCACCUGGACGUCAAGCUGACUAAGCUCAGUCCCAAGCAGUCUGAAUACCUCAGCAUGCCUGUUGAUGGUCCCUACAAGCCAGAUUUCUACCGCUACUAAACGAGAACCCAAACCCAGAGAUGUGAUAGCAUCAUGCUGUGUUUACAUCUGGUCAUUCUGGGAACCGGGAGAGAAAAAUUGUUGGGUUGACUCUAUCCUAUAUGUAAGCUCCACCAGUAUACAAUGGAAAACAUUGAUCAGCAUUUAAUGUCAUGAGAUUUAUAACGAAUUACAAUAUCCCACUGAUGUGGUUUUGUUGGGAAACUGAUCAAUGUAUAUGUAUUGAUAGUUCUUUAAUCAGGCGCCAAUUUCAUAGCGCUGCUUAAGCGAAAAAUUUGUUUAAGCUUGAAAAAGCCAUGCUUGACAAAUCAGGUUACCAGCCAAAACUUCUUGUGAUGUAUUUUGCUUUGGAAUGGUAUAUGGGGUGGAGAGCAGCCCCCCCACCUUUGUGUUGGUCAUUGUUUGAUUGGAAUCUCAGGAAUUCUUUACAGACAUCGGGGGGGGUGUGAGUGUGUAUAGGGACUGGUACCCAUCGGCCCCAUAUCAUGCACGGUAUCAUACCAAGGGGUGAAUUGGCCCACGGUUUUGACUUUAGUCGGGUUCUAUCCUUGCUACUGUACCCUGCUGUUGUUUGAAUGGGAGCUGCCUGUCUAUGGGGUUUGUAUGUCUGCGCACAAACCGAAACCAAAGAGUGCCCUCUUCUUGUAUCUGCCACGCCUCAAAUAUUAAAAACACAUGUAAACUUUGAAAGGGGACAAAAUCUGUUAUUUUGGUUAUUGUUUACAAGUGUUGUCCAGCGUGCUUCUGACAGUGUCUGCUAGAUUCGUUGGGAAGGAUCUCCCAAGGGAUUUGUUGCUGUGAAGGGUGCCCUCUGUGGGUCAUGUAUGAUGAAAUUACCAUUUGUUGUUGAUGGUGUUGGGGUCUUGUCAUUUCUGCAUGGGUGUUAUUGCAUGUUGAACUUUGGGCAGAAAAGUCUGAACCAAUCCACAGAGUUAAUCAAAUCGAUGAAGAGAUUUAUUAUUAGAUGAGAUCUUUUAUUAGUAAGACCUUGGCUUAAUAUGCAGUGUUGAUAGCGCUGGGAAUUUUAUUCUCUGGCAGCUUUAGACAAUUUUUUUUUUUACUUUCUUUGUUCUUGAAGAAAAUUCACAAUUUUAAUUACAUGUAUAUUUUGUAGACCAAGUAGCCUUUUUUUGUAUUCCGGGUGUGAUUUUACGUACUCAUUAAGUUUUAGUUUGAAAUUAUAUCAUUCCAAGUGUUAUACCUUGUCAGUUGUGUGGAUUGUGAAUACCUUUUGUGGAGCUUUUUUGUUGCAGGAACAAAGUUUGGUUUUAGAUAUUGAAUUCCCAAUGUUGGAACAAGUUGCAACUUGGCUUUAAAUGCAGGAAAAUAUUUUGGUCACAUUAAUAAAAGAAGUUUGCUGGACAUUG